CCGACGCUCAGAGCGUCAAAGUCGAUGGUUUUGCUCUCGUAAGCUCCUUCCACGCUGCAGAACAGUCCGCCGUGCUUCUGCCGCGCUGCUUGGUCUGCGGUUCCCGAGCGCGCGAGCAGGCUUGCACCAUCCUCGUGAGAGAUCAGCAGCCAGAAAACAACACAUUAAACCAGCUUGAGGCACUGCUAAGACAAAGACCACAGUGAAAGAAGAGCUGGUAAAGGUCACCCUAGCACAGGGACAGGACAGAUAAACUGUGUUUGUAAUGUGACAGACCAAUGACCAAAGUUGGAGACCCCAAUGUGAUGAGGAUCAAUCAGACACAACGUAGUAAAACAGCCUCUGUACAAACCCUGUGUGAUGAGGCAACCAUCUACAACACGCUCCUUCAGGAAGUGGUCUAAGGAGGCGGAGGAGACCCUGAGGGACUGCUUUGCAUCCACAGACUGGAGUGUGCUGCAUGACUCUCACAGCAAGGACAUUGAGGGGGUAACAGACUGCACAACUGACUAUCUGAACUUUUGCAUGGACACUGUGGUUCCUGUAAGAACUGUUCGCUGCUUUCCUAAUAACAAGCCCUGGAUUACAAGUGACGUAAAGGACCUCUUAAACAAAAAGAAGAGGGCCUUUAAAGACAAGAACCAGGAGGAGCUGAGGAACGUUCAGCGGGAACUCAAGUCCUGCUUAAAGGAGGCUAAGGAGACCUACAGAAAGAAGGUUGAGCAGAAGUUACACAACAACAACAUGAAGGAGGUCUGGGACAGUAUGAGGACAAUCACAGGAUGCAAGCCAAGGAGUGACAGUGUAACAGCUGGAGGUGUGGAGAGAGCGAACGAGCUCAAUCUCUUCUAUAACCGGUUUGAUUGUCCUGUUUCAUCCUCAUCUGCUUCUGUCUGCCCUGCCAUCACAGCAACCUCAGCCUCUGCCUUCUCAGUGCUGCACAGAUCUCCCCACCACAGACUGUCAGCACACACAGUCCACCCCCCCCACUUCUCUGCAGACCAGGUCACAGGGGUGCUGAGGAGACUCCGCUCUAGGAAGACAGCUGGACCUGACAAGAUGAGCCCGAGACUUCUUAAGGCUUGCGCCUCUGAACUUGAGUUACCCUUGUCGAACAUCUUCAACAUGAGCCUGCAGCUGGGGAGGGUUCCCACGCUGUGGAAAACCUCAUGCCUGGUCCCUGUCCCCAAGAAACCUCACCCCAGUGAGCUCAACGACUACAGGCCAGUUGCGUUGACGUCCCACAUUAUGAAGACCAUGGAGCGACUGCUUAUCCCUCUUCUCAGACCCCAGGUACAGCAUGCACUGGACCCUCUCCAGUUCGCCUAUAGGGAGAGGAUUGGUGUCAAGGACGCCAUCACCUACCUCCUCCACUGAACCUACUCUCAUCUGGACAAGGGGAAUAGCGCUGUGAGAAUCAUGUUUUUUGAUUUCUCCAGUGCUUUUAAUACCAUCCAGCCCCCACUUCUCAGAGACAAGCUGAUGAAGAUGCAGGUGGAUCCUCACCUGGUGCAGUGGAUCACAGACUAUCUCACCUGCAGACCACAGUACGUGAGGCUGACUGACGGUACAUCUGAGACUGUUGUCAGCAGCACUGGAGCACCACAGGGGACUGUGCUCUCCCCCUUCCUCUUCACUCUCUACACAUCAGACUUCCAGUACAACUCUGAGAUGUGCCAUCUGCAGAAAUUCUCGGAUUACACUGCCAUCGUUGGAUGUGUCAAGGGUGGUCAGGAGGAGGAGUACAGGAGACAGGUGGAGGAAUUUGUUGCUUGGUGUCGACUGAAUCAACUGCAGUUGAACAUAUCCAAGACCAAGGAGUUGGUGGUGGACUUUCGUAGGUCUGGACUACCCCUGCAGCCAGUCUCCAUUGAGGGGGUUGAUGUGGAGACGGUCAAGACCUACAAGUACCUUGGUCUGCAUCUGGACAACAAACUGGACUGGUCAACAAACACGGACACCCUGUACAGGAAAGGACAGAGUCGGCUCUAUUUCCUGAGGAGACUGCAGUCCUUUAACAUCUGUAAGAAGCUUCUGCAGAUGUUCUACCGGGGCAGUGGUGGGAGUGGAGCUGGACUCUCUGGUAACAAUAGCAGAUAGGAGGACUUAUAGGAUAUAAUAGGAUAGGAUAAACUGCUUUCUAUCAUGAACAAUGAUAGUCACCCACUUUACACCAUCAUCAUGAAGCAGAGGAGUGUGUUCAGUGGCAGACUGCUGUCACAGAGCUGCACAACGGACAGACUCAGAAGAUCAUUCAUUCCGAGAGCCAUCAGACUCUUCAAUUCCUCCCAUCGGGGACGGGAGGCUGCUGCUGACUGAGUCUAACCCAGUCACACUACAUGGACAUUAUUCAACUACUCAACCGCUUAAUUAUUUAUUCACAAUUACACUUCCCCAACCUCUCUUACACUCAAGUACAUUUACUCAUGGUGUGGCAUUCAUAUAUUCACAUAUUCACUUUACAGAACUAUGUUUUUACAUGUACAUAUUAAUAAUUCUAUGGCACAUCAGUCACUUUUAUAACCAAUGUCGUUUGCACCUUGCACUUUGCUCUGUGAAUUUAUUUAUUGGCUGUUAGAAAAAUCUACUGCACUCCUCCAUCUACAGAUAGUUCUUUACCGUGUACAGAAAGUUCUU
This is a messenger RNA of Pygocentrus nattereri (red-bellied piranha), 2637 nucleotides long. RefSeq lists its product as uncharacterized. The record is from RefSeq and is a predicted model, not a curated record. Lineage: Eukaryota; Metazoa; Chordata; Actinopteri; Characiformes; Serrasalmidae. The coding region runs from base 361 to 1377 and encodes 338 amino acids. The transcript is spliced from 4 exons.